Molecule: messenger RNA, 717 nt
Organism: Benincasa hispida (wax gourd)
Lineage: Eukaryota; Viridiplantae; Streptophyta; Magnoliopsida; Cucurbitales; Cucurbitaceae
Cellular component (GO): nucleosome
Molecular function (GO): DNA binding; protein heterodimerization activity; structural constituent of chromatin
Source: RefSeq, a predicted model, not a curated record
AUGCCGCCGAGACGAUCCCGCAGAGUCGUUGGUUCUGUCGUCCGGACGACCACGAGGAUGGUGGAAGAAACUGUACAAGUGGCAGUUCUGGAGAAAGAAAGCCAGGAUUUGACUCAAGAACCCGAAACGACACAAACGGCUGAGGGCCGCGGCGGUGAUGUCUUCCGGAGGACUAUCCCGGUGGAAGAGAAGGCUCCACCACGGGAACAGCCGAAAACUUUUCCGGUAUCGGAAGAUUUUGACACAAGAAAGCCAACGGAUUCGACGUCGCAGCUCACGGAGGACACCGCUGCGACUCCGGAGGUGGAACCCGAGGUCCGGAAUGGAAAAAAGGGAAGGAAAAGGAAGAAGAAAAUGGAAAAAGAAGGAAAAAGGAGGAGGAAAAGUAGUGGUGGUGGUGGUGGAAGAGAGGGAUACAAGAGGUAUGUGUUUAAGGUGCUGAAGCAAGUGCAUCCAGAGAUAGGGAUCUCAGGGAAAGCCAUGGUCAUUUUGAACAAUUUCAUGAAUGAUAUGUUUCAGAGACUUGCUGAUGAGGCAACUAAACUCUCAAAAUACACAGGUGGAAUGACGCUGUCGUCGAGGGAAAUCCAAGGGGCGGUGAGGUUAGUGUUGCCAGGAGAGCUGGGGAAGCACGCCAUUGCUGAGGGAACUAAAGCUGUCUCUGCUUAUGUAUCUUAUGUUCAUACGAAAACCUAAUUACCUUCCUACUUUAUUUAG